CCAUGUUUGCAGCUUUGGAAUCCCAGUAGGAUCACUGUACGUGAAAAAUCACUUCGACCAAGACUCGAAGACGGCGGUCCUGAAGCUGGUGUCUGAUAUACACAAGGAGUUCGAUGCGAUGCUGCUGGAGGCUGCCUGGAUAGACCGUAUCACGAGGCAGCGAGCAAUUCAGAAAUCGAAGGCCAUGACCUAUUACAUAGCUUACCCAGACGAACUGCUUAACGACACGAUGGUAAGCGAGCUCUACGAAGAUCUACAGCUCACCGACGACGACUUCUUCCAAAACAUGCUGAACAAUAACAUUUUCAACACCAACUACUUCUACAGCAAACUACGUGAGCACGCCGACAAGAACGACUGGCGAGAAUUCGGCGAAAUCACAGCUGUCAACGCCUUUGCGAAAUCGACGAACGGCAUCACGUUCCCCGCGGGUAUUUUACAAGGCACUUUCUACAGCAAUGACAGGCCUAAGUACAUGAACUACGGAGCCAUCGGAUUCUUGAUCGGUCACGAAAUAACCCACUUGUUCGACGACAAGGGCCGCCAGUUUAACGCCGAGGGCAAGCUCCAGGAAUGGUGGGAGCCGGAGACGCGCAGCCGCUUCCUGGACAGCGUCCAAUGCAUCAUCGAUCAGUACGGCAACAUCACCGUCGACAGGGUCAACAUGCAGGUAAACGGCAUCCUAACCCAGGGCGAGAACAUCGCCGACAACGGCGGCAUACGUAUGGCGCGCCGCGCCUACGACCGCUACCAGAGCAGUGAAGGGCGCGAGCCGGCGCUGCCCGGCCUGCAGCAGUACACCAGCGAGCAGAUGUUCUGGCUGGGUACCGUCAACACCUGGUGCGCCGUCUACAGGGAGGAAGGGCUCCGGCAGGUGAUGCGCUCCAGCAACCACGCGCCCUCGUUUGUGCGUAUGAACACGGCGAUCAAAAACACCGAACAGUUCGCGCGUGACUGGCAGUGCCCGGCCGGCUCGCGCAUGAACCCCGUGGACGGCUGCCGUGUCUGGUGAGCGAUCGCGAUGUUGUUAGUUUUUCAGGCCGCCGCUAGAGUACCAUCCACGGCUGUGUACCUAUUCAAGGAAGGAUACAUUUAGGUUGAGUGUAAUGAGGAUAGCGUGCGAACGUUCUUCUGUGUUCAGAACACCGCAGAGGAAAUGCGACGGCUGAGGAACUUUUCGUCAAUCUUUUACCACCAGGCGACCCUGUCUACUGGCGUAGCGGUAGAUGGACACAGCACGCAUGAUCACGGAUAUCAGGUAUCUUUCCACUUGAGACUGAUGAUGGAACGCGCUAGGUUCGCCUAAUGAGAUGUUGAUCCCGAUAGAUCGCAUAUCGUUCAAAUAUAA
Messenger RNA from Pollicipes pollicipes, 1348 nucleotides. RefSeq names its product neprilysin-2. Gene Ontology annotation, cellular component: plasma membrane. NCBI's taxonomy places the organism in Eukaryota, Metazoa, Arthropoda, Thecostraca, Pollicipedomorpha, Pollicipedidae. Gene Ontology annotation, biological process: protein processing. The record is from RefSeq and is a predicted model, not a curated record. The transcript has 5 exons. Gene Ontology annotation, molecular function: metalloendopeptidase activity. Bases 119 to 1012 code for a protein of 297 amino acids.